Molecule: messenger RNA, 2670 nt
Organism: Spodoptera frugiperda (fall armyworm)
Lineage: Eukaryota; Metazoa; Arthropoda; Insecta; Lepidoptera; Noctuidae
Exons: 7
Coding region: 423-2597 (724 amino acids)
Cellular component (GO): chitin-based extracellular matrix
Molecular function (GO): structural constituent of chitin-based larval cuticle
Source: RefSeq, a predicted model, not a curated record
UACAUGUGAAUCAAUAAGGUCUUGAGAGCGCAGUGGGCACUAUAUUGUUGCAUUUUAAUGAUUUUUGUUUUAUGCAAAUCGAUGUGUGAAGUGGAUCUUCAAACAUUCCAUAAGAGAAUUACGACUCUCUUGCAAGUCGGUCGUCUCAAACUGCACGGGGAUUGCUCUGUUAGUGACUCAAAUAUUUUAAUAUAAAAAAGCAGCAUUGAAGUGCAGAAGUGAUUCAUUAAUAACGUUCAUCCAAGUUGCUACGGAACUAUUAUAAUUUAUAAGCUAUGCUAAUACUUUUAUCUGACCUCGUCACACCUUGAUUUAAGGAUUCUGUUCCACUUUUGUUUCAGAUCCGUAAGAUUAUUUGUGGAGUUAGCAAGCCGACUGUGCGACGAUUUUAUUCCGGUGACUACGAAUAUUUGCUGGUGAAUAUGUCGAGUGCUGUGAAAUUUGUAUUUGUGCUGUCUUUAUGGGCGGUGAUACAAUGUUCGCCUUAUGACGACGGGAAGUACCAUCCAAAGAAAUACAGAGUGUACGAUGAUGGAGGGUACUACAGGCCUUUGGAUGAAGGCAAGUAUAUUCCCGGGGAUGAAGGAAAGUACACAUACAUUUACCAACAAGGUUUAUACCCGGAGGAUGAUGGCGACUACAGAUACGUACACCAAGUUGGACCGAAUGGUGGAUUUGGGGGUAACGGCGGAUUUGGAGGUAAUGGUGGAUUUGGAGGAAAUGGGGGUUAUGGAGGAAAUGGAGGUUUUGGACCAAAUGGACCGAAUGGCCCCAAUGGACCCCGAGGCCCUAAAGGUCCUCCCGGCCCACCUGGCCCACCUGGCCCACCUGGCCCUGGUGGUCGAGCACCAAACCGUAUCGAUUACAUCGGUUCAAAGACCUAUGCUAACAGAUAUCCCUACAUUCAUAAAGUCAUCAAGGGUUUGGUAGAUAAAUAUGUGUCAGACGAGGCUGUUAACUUUGGAGAUGAAUUCGAAGGAAGCACAAACCAUUACAGAAAGGUAUAUGCUGAUAAGGAGAUUGCUGUGAAAUGCAGAUAUCUGGAACCAACUCAUAACCAGACGGAGUUUGUGACUCAAUAUCCUCCAACGCUGAAGCUCCCUCAUGGUGAAAAAUUCGGUUCCUACUACAGUUUCAGAGGCACCAAAGUCCUAAAUACUGUGAAAAAUUCUCUAACAAACAAAGUAAAGCUGGAGUACGAAGUAUUUGUAAGAGUUGUGGAUACAACUACAGAGUGCUUGGGUCUGCUGAGAGGUCUCAGCAGCUCUUUGAGCCCCGUGACGCUCGGCAUCAAUGACCUGGCGAGCUUGGGUCUGCUGAGAGGUCUCAGCAGCUCUUUGAGCCGCGUGACGCUCGGCAUCAAUUACUUGGCGAGCUUGGGUCUGCUGAGAGGUCUCAGCAGCUCUUUGAGCCGCGUGACGCUCGGCAUCAAUUACUUGGCGAGCUUGGGUCUGCUGAGAGGUCUCAGCAGCUCUUUGAGCCGCGUGACGCUCGGCAUCAAUUACUUGGCGAGCUUGGGUCUGCUGAGAGGUCUCAGCAGCUCUUUGAGCCGCGUGACGCUCGGCAUCAAUGACCUGGCGAGCUUGGGUCUGCUGAGAGGUCUCAGCAGCUCUUUGAGCCGCGUGACGCUCGGCAUCAAUUACUUGGCGAGCUUGGGUCUGCUGAGAGGUCUCAGCAGCUCUUUGAGCCGCGUGACGCUCGGCAUCAAUGACCUGGCGAGCUUGGGUCUGCUGAGAGGUCUCAGCAGCUCUUUGAGCCGCGUGACGCUCGGCAUCAAUGACCUGGCGAGCUUGGGUCUGCUGAGAGGUCUCAGCAGCUCUUUGAGCCGCGUGACGCUCGGCAUCAAUUACUUGGCGAGCUUGGGUCUGCUGAGGGGUCUCUGCAGCCCUUUGUGCAGCAUGACGAUCAGCUUCAUUGUCUUGGCCUUGAGUGCGGUCAGCUUUUCCCAAGCUGAUGUAAGUCAUGUGGUGAACGACGGUCGGUACCAUCCUGAACUCUACGGAGGCUACGAUGGGCGUUACCUGGCGGGAAGGAAUGGCAAGUACGGGUCGAUCUACAACGCGUAUCAACCACAGUACUAUCAGGCGCUAAGUCGUGAGCUUUUGACGCCCAUAGACAGCGUUGAACAACAGGCUUUGCCUACAUCAGCAGUGUCAUAUCGCACUCCAUUCGCCCCUGUGACUUACCGCCCGUUCGUGUACUCAACCCCGCAGCCGUUCGCUUUAAGCACCAAGGCUCCUAUAGUUUACCAGAAGUCUGUCACUGAGAAGACACCUGUAGUCUACCAGAAGUCUGUCUCCCAGAAGGCUCCUGCAGCUAUUUACCACAAGUCUGUCUCCGAUGCUGCUGCAACUAUCUUAAGAGAAGACAGGACCUACGAUGAAAACAAUUACCACUACGCCUACGAAACCAACAACGGCAUUGCCGCUGAAGAGUCCGGAAUUGUUGACGCUUCUCACAAUGGAGUCGGUGGAGGUACCAGGGUUAAGGGAUUCUACGAAUACAUAGGCGAUGACGGUCUUAAAUACAGAGUCGACUACAUCGCCGACGAGAAUGGUUUCAGAGCGAGCGGAGCUCAUCUGCCCAAAGCCCCUUAACCAAAUUAGUCAUAAUAAAUUAAAUACGACGUAAAAUAUUUCGAGAGCACAAAUUAAAAAAAAUUAAAGCAUC